CACUGGCCGGAGUGGAAGGGCGGGGUUCGGUCCCCCUCGGUGGGGCCUCAUCUCCGCGCAGCCGGGGCAUACUGAGGGCAGUCUUUGCUCUACCUCCCCCAGUGUUUCUUGGGGCCUCUCUGGGCCCCGCGCCUGUCGUUGGAAGGCGGAAACGGUUGCAGGGUCUCGCAUCUUGCGAAGGGGUCUGUUUAAUCCUCGCCGCCAUGUCCGGGGGCUUCGAGCUGCAGCCGCAGGACGGCGGCCCCCGGGUGGCCCUGGCGCCCGGGGAGACGGUCAUCGGCCGCGGGCCGCUUCUGGGAAUAACAGAUAAGAGAGUGUCCAGAAGCCAUGCCAUUCUUGAAGUGGUGGGUGGUAAGCUUCGAAUCAAACCGCUACACAGAAAUCCAUGUUAUUAUCAGUCUUCUGAGAAGAGCCAGCUCUUACCAUUGAAGACAAAUAUCUGGCGCUGGUUGAAUCCUGGAGAUCGCUUUUCUUUAUUAGUUGACAAAUACAUUUUCUGUGUCUUGUCUACACAUUCUGAAAUGGAAAUGGAGUGUACUUUAAGAAAUAGUCAAAUGCUUGAUGAAGAUGAUAUAUUGAAUGAAAUACCAAAAUCUUCCUCAGCUGAUUUGCCUGAUAAAACCCCCAGUGCCCCACAACGGGAAAGAAGCACAGAAACAGCAAAGCCCCAGGCCACUGCAAAUAAUGUGUCUUUCAUAGGUGAAAGUAGAGACUUGAGUAAGCAACAGCCAAAUCCUUCCGAGAGGAAAAGAAUCCUCCCAGCAUGGAUGUUAACAGAAAAUUCAAGUGAUCAGAACCUUUCAGUCAUCAGUGGAGGUAAUAAUGUAACUCGGGAAAGUGAAAAAGAAAGAGUCUGCAAAGAUAAAACCCAAGUAAACAUAACACAGCCAGGAAAAAAGCGAUUAAUUUCAUCAGGAAGUUCAGAAAGUACAUCAGCAGAGCAAGACACAGGAAAAAAGUGCAAAAAUGAUGAUCAGGAAGAGUCUAUCAUUUCAUCCAAGGAAAUGACACAGUCAUUUUCUGCAGCCACGUUACAUAACACAGAGAUAGAUAACACUAAGACUAAUCCACAGAGAAGCGAAGUCCCAGUAGAGGCACUUGGUAAGGUUUCUGAACAUAAAAUCAUCACUAAGGGAAGUUCAAAUGAAGACAGCAUGGCGAGAAGUUGUUCUGAGAGUUAUUCCAGUACCCAGAGCAAGUCUUUCUGUGACAAGCCUCAAAAAUCUCAUCCUGAGUCCAGCUCUAAUCCGCCCAGUCCUGAAUGUGUGCAGGCGAAGGCAACCGAUUCAGUUCCAAAUGCUUCUGAAGAAAACAAGGUACAGAGAACGUCCUGCAUGUAUGGGGCAAACUGCUACAGGAAAAAUCCUGUCCAUUUUCAACACUUCAGUCACCCUGGUGAUAGUGAUUAUGGAGGUGUAAACAUCACGUGUCAAGAUGAAGCUGAUGACCGGCCUGAAUGUCCCUAUGGAGCAUCUUGUUAUAGGAAGAAUCCCCAGCACAAGAUAGAAUAUAGACAUAGUACAUUUCCAGUGAGAAGCAUUUCGGAUGAAGAUGACAGUGUUGGGCAACCCAAUGAAUACAACCUGAAUGACAGCUUUAUAGAUGAUGAGGAAGAAGAAUACGAGCCAACAGACGAAGAUUCCGACUGGGAACCAGAAAAGGAAGACCUAGAGAAGGAAGAUAUGGAAGGGCUUUUGAAAGAAGCAAAAAAGUUUAUGAAAAGAAAAAAGUGACUCCUCUGCAGUAAUAUAUUGCUCAUAUUUACUGUUUCUUUAUGGAAAAAUAAUGCAGGAAGCACUUAAGGGAUAAUUGUUUUUCUGCUUUUUAUGGUUAUGACUUUACUAUUGACUCUUCACAAAUGAAACAUUGAAAUGUCACCCUUCAGUGUAGUGGAUGAAAUUUGUUGCUUUGCUUUUUCUAUGUUAUUUCAAACAUCUGGAAAUAAUAAGCAGACAGAGUUAAAAAGAAAUAAUUGAUAUUUUUCAUGUACUUUGUAAUAAAAAGUAAAUAUCAUAGGUUGCAAAAAAAAAUGUCUUUUUAAAAUUUUUUCCAAAGAUUCUGUCUUUAGAUAGAAUACUAUGCAAAUAUAACCAGGCAGAUUAUGUAACUGGUGGGAAAGCAUGCUUAUUUCAUUCCUAUUGAAGUAAUUCUUAAAGCAGAACCAGACUUUAAAAAAUACCAGCCAUCAUAUAAUGGCUAUUAUUUUUUCUAAUGUCCUAGAUGUGAGCUUUGCAAUUUCAUUGACUACUUUCAUUCUUUGAAACUUGGGGAAAUUAGUACAAAAUGGAUACUGAAAAUAGAUUCAACUAGACUAUAGAAACGUCCUAUGCAGGGAAUGCUAUUUUAUGUCCCAAGGCUAAUUUACUAUAUGUCUGAGUUUAAAAGCAGAAAACCUGAAAGAAUUUGACCAUUUCUUUUUUGAACAAGUCCUGCCUGAUGCUUUUAACUCUCAAUAUGCUAUUCUUAAGAAUAUAGGAAUUGUUUUUAACCAUAAUUUUCUCAAAUUAUAUUAGUUCUUUUAUCCUCAGAUGUCUGCCAGCAUUCAAGAUUCUGGCCUUUCGUUUCAAGAAGAAACCCCUUCUCCAGUUUUCUGUAGUAUAAUAUUUCUGCAUCUCUGUUCUUAAACUCCUUUAGGCUAUGUAAUACUCUUCAUUUUACAUGACUUAGAAUCUUUGAACUAUAGUUUAGAAUCUUUAAUAUGGGUUUGUACAAACAGCAGUAAAUAUAGCUUUGAAAUUGUAAAUCAUAAACCAAAAGUUUCCUCAUUAAGCACUAAUAUUUUAUAUUCUACGAGGAUCUAAAAAUGUAUAUCUUAAAAGAGCAGGACAGAUUUGUAAUUGUUUUCUUAGUGUUUUUAAGUUUGUUUUCAAAUAAUUGCAUAAUAUUAAAAUUUACUUAUAUUACAGAAAGGAAAAGAUAAAUAUUUUUCUAUUAUCUUUUAUUCUAAUUUUUCUCUCUGUUGUUAUUUAGAAACUAAUUUUCUCUUCUAAUGUCCCUUUAGUCUUCAGGGCUUGACAAACCUGUGAAAAAAAUUCUUUGAACUUACUUUUACUUUCACUUUGCACAAACUUAAUCCUUAAAGUGUUUCUUGAUCCAUUCAUAGAUAUAUCCCAAAGGAAUUAAAAACGUGUCCAUAUGAAAACUUGUACACAGUGUCCAUAGAAACAUCAUUUGUAACAGUCAAAAAGUGGAAACUUAUCAGAUAUGUGGAUAAGCAAAAUGUAGUCUAUUUUUACAACCAAAUAUUUUUUGGCCAAAAAAAGAAGUGAAGGAUUGAAACAUGCUACAGCAUGGAUAAACCUUGGAAACAUUAUGGUAAGUGAAAGAAGUCAGACACAAAAGGCCACAAAUGGUAUAAGCUCAAUUUUAUAAAAUAUCCAGAAUAGGCAAACCCAUAGAGAUGGAAAGUGAAUUGGUAGUUGCCGGGGUCUAGAGAGAAGAGUAUCUUUCUGAAUUGAUAAAAGUGUUCUAAAAUUAGUGGUGAUGGUGUAAAACUCUGUAAAUAUACUAAAAUCCAUUGAAUUGUAUACUUUCUAUGGGGGAAUUUUAUGUCAUAUGAGUUAUAUAUGUCAAGAAGGCUAUGAUAAAGAAUGCAAAAGGUGACAUUGGCCUUUUAGAAAGAAAGAAAGGCAUUCAACAUCAGAAUAUAUUCUUCUUAGAAGUUAUGUGAUAGCUCAUGUUAAUUUUUAGGAAGAGUUUGAUGUACCUUUCAUAAACAUCCUGAAGACACUUUUGAGUAUAAUGAAUGUAUAAAUAUUUAACUUCAUUGUAAUGAAAAUUUUCUACUUGGACUAUAUUUAAGUGUAUGAUUUUCAAAAUAGAGGCAAAAGUGAUGAAAUUGGUGGGCUCAAAAGCAUUGCUAACAAAACUUGAUUUAGUUGCUGUCCUAAACAGUGGAUUGAGAGCCAACUAUCCCUAUCAUGGUAUUCAUAGAAUUUAAACUAUAUCUUAACCUCCUCCUUCAAGCUAAAAAUGGUCACAUAUACUUUUCUCACUAAUGUGCUUAAUUCGAAAAGCAAAUGUUUUUUGUCGACUUGAAGUGAGGUGGGUUUUAUGGGACCUUGGGAAGCUGAAGACAUGAAGAUUUUCAGUGACACAUGAGUACUGAUUCUGCUUUUCACCCAGGUUGAGGAUGGUAUUGUUGAUACUAUUUCUAGAAUUAGAAGAUCCUAAUGAUUGGAAACAUUCAUUAUAGUGAAAAGAAAUAGAUUGUGAGCCUAUAUUUUCCAGAAUGGUGAUGUAAAGUUAAAUGGAUAGUGACUUUCCUCUGAUUUAUCUGUGCAAAGUUCAGUGUCACCAACACAUCCCAUGGAGGCAGAAACCACACACCAGCGUCUACAUCUAGCCCUGCUCUUUGAGUUCACCUUCUUGUGCCCAUUACUUUCUCUUUCUUGAGGAGGAAUCUGUAAGAGAGUCUCUGUGUGUGUGUGCAUUCUUCCUUCCGGUCUGCAAACCUACAAAGCUGCUCCUCCACAGUAGGUAUUGAAAGAAAAAUGAUAAUAAUUAUUGCCAAGAUCGUUACUGGCCAUCCUGAUAUAAUGUACACAAUAAAUUUGAUUAUCAUAAGCAA
This is a messenger RNA of Bubalus bubalis (water buffalo), 4570 nucleotides long. RefSeq names its product aprataxin and PNKP like factor (gene APLF). The record is from RefSeq and is a predicted model, not a curated record. Gene Ontology annotation, cellular component: site of double-strand break; nucleus. Gene Ontology annotation, biological process: double-strand break repair. The coding region runs from base 204 to 1733 and encodes 509 amino acids. The transcript has 10 exons. Gene Ontology annotation, molecular function: DNA-(apurinic or apyrimidinic site) endonuclease activity; protein binding; 3'-5' exonuclease activity. Lineage: Eukaryota; Metazoa; Chordata; Mammalia; Artiodactyla; Bovidae.